AUGUCGCAUGUGGUGGUGAUCGGCACGGACUUGCGGAGGGCUACCGUCAAGGUCAGCCCAGGUACCUACUUGACAGAUGUUUUGCAGGAGGCCUGCAAGAAGCUCAACUUGCCGAGUGAUAAGUACUUGUUGAAGCACAAGCAAAAGCAGGUCGAUCUGUCCGUCGUCUGGCGAGUGAGCGGCCUUACUCCGGGUGCCAAACUUGAGCUCGUCCAGAAAUCCAACACACCUUCAGUCGUUUCCGUUGCACUCCAACUACCCGCACUUGAGGCAAAUGCAGCACCAAACGGUCGGUUAAUUGAGAAACUACCCAGCGACUUCACAAUAUGGAAGGUCUUGCGCCAGUUCGAGAGUGGCGUUGUUAGUCAGGGGAAGAACCUCAAUCUUACAGCACGAGGAGUAGCACAAACAACAAGUGGAGGCGCGAGUGGGAGUGGCCAGAUGUACUAUGAGACGCCAGUGUUGAACAUCAUGGGCCGGGAACUGGCUACCUUUGAUGACUUCCAGAAAACUCUUUCACAACUUGGAUACAAUUCCGGCAGCGUCUUGAUCCGGUUGUCGUUCAGGAAGACGGAUCAAACCUUGUUUGAGGCUAUGGGCCAGAUCAGUCAGUUCUUCUCCGAAGUCGAGGCGGAAGCGAAGAAGGCAGACCAGACGCCACCCGCCCUGCAGGAAACAGUAAAGCCUGGGGCUGUUGAGACGACCACUCAGCCAGCAGCUCCUGAGGAUGAAGUCAAACUCUCAGUCGCAGAUGCUCCAGACAACCAGCAAAGCAGUGAAACAUCAGAGCAAGACCCGGCAGAUCUGACCGAACCGACGGCCGAGACGAUGGAUGUCGAUCAACCAGAUGCGGCAGACCCUUUGCAGCCGGUCAGUGUCUUCCGUGCUCCGAGUGGAACGACACCUGCGGCAGCUCUCGCGGAUGUACCAGAGGACGACUAUGCCCCGACCAUUGCCCACGCACAGCUCCACCAAGCUCGACUUCAGCAAAGCGCACAGAACAAGCGACUGCUGUCCGACAAGGAACUCGAGGCGCUGAGGCAAGCCGAAGAAGCUCGUCUCGCUGCUGUUAGUAAGGUGCCGAUGAAAGUGCGAUUCCCUGACAAUACCUCCGCGCAAUGGACAUUUGGCCACGAAGCCACCGGCGCCACCCUUUACCAGGCCGUCAGAUCUGUGAUGGCUCACAACACCCAGGCCUUCAGGCUGGUUAUACCCGGUAGCAAGGUCAUUAUCAAAGACGAAGAUAGCCCGAAGAACCGCUUGAUUCACGACUACAAGCUCACGCGUAGUGUGCUUUUGAGCUUGGUCUGGAACGACAGUGUGCCGGCGGAUAUCCGCAAGAAACCCUUCUUGAAAGGCAGCGUCGCCCAGAAGGCGACAGACGUCACGGUCCCUGAUAUCCCUAAGGGCGACGACAAGGAGGAACAGCAACCAACUGCCUCAUCCUCGAAACCGGAGAAGAGGGAAGGAAGUGGCGAUGGCAGUGUUGCGAAGAAGCUUCCCAAGUGGCUUAAGUUGCCUGGAAAGAAAUAG
Colletotrichum spaethianum is the source of this 1533-nucleotide messenger RNA. Its product is annotated as tethering factor for nuclear proteasome STS1. The record is from RefSeq and is a predicted model, not a curated record. Lineage: Eukaryota; Fungi; Ascomycota; Sordariomycetes; Glomerellales; Glomerellaceae. The coding region runs from base 1 to 1533 and encodes 510 amino acids. The transcript has 2 exons.